This is a messenger RNA of Penicillium lagena, 1116 nucleotides long. Its product is annotated as threonine aldolase family protein. The record is from RefSeq and is a predicted model, not a curated record. Gene Ontology annotation, molecular function: L-allo-threonine aldolase activity. Gene Ontology annotation, cellular component: cytosol. The transcript has a single exon. Lineage: Eukaryota; Fungi; Ascomycota; Eurotiomycetes; Eurotiales; Aspergillaceae. The coding region runs from base 1 to 1116 and encodes 371 amino acids. Gene Ontology annotation, biological process: L-threonine catabolic process; glycine biosynthetic process.
AUGGCGGAUUCUAAGCUAUCACGAGCUGCCAAUGAAUUCCGAAGUGACACUUUCACCACCCCAACACCGAGCAUGCUGGAAGCCAUGGCAAACGCUACUAUGGGCGACGAUGUCUAUGAAGAAGAUAGUACCACAACCGAAUUCCAGAGAGAAAUUGCUCGAUUGACCGGAAUGGAGGACGCUAUUUUCAUGCUGUCAGGGACUAUGGGAAAUCAAAUUGGAGUCCGAGUCCAUCUUAACCAGCCUCCGCAUUCUGUGCUGUGUGACUACCGCGCCCACGUGUACGCUGAAGAGGGGUCUGGAUUGGCGGUAUUGUCUCAGGCAAUGGUUACUCCAGUUCAUCCCGCAAAUGGCAUAUACUUGACCUUGGAUGAUGUCAAGAAGUGGGUCACGCUGGGUGAUGAUAUUCAUACUGCGCCGACAAAAGUUAUCAGUCUCGAAUUGACAAUCGGAGGAGUGUUGACUCCGAUGGAAGAGAUUCAAAAAAUUUCCGAAUUCGCACAUGCCAAUAAUAUCAAGAUUCACUGCGAUGGCGCUCGCCUGUGGAAUGCAUCUGCGGCCUCUGGCUAUUCGCUAGCCGACUACUGCAAAUACUUUGACACUGUUUCAAUGUGCGUUUCGAAGGGACUUGGUGCACCGGUUGGUGGAGUCCUUGCAAGCACUAAAUCGAACAUCAAACAAGCUAGAUGGUUGAGAAAACAACAGGGGGGUGGUAUUCGUCAGGCUGGCGUUCUGACAUCUGCUGCUAUGGUGGCACUGAAAGAAGUCUGGCCAACUAUGAAGCAAACCCACGAAAAAGCAAAGAAAUUGGAAACCGACUUGGCAGCAUUGGGCGUUGUACCUCAGAUUCCGGUUGACACCAAUUUCUUUUUCAUUGACGCCGGGAGAUCGAAAAUUGAUAUGGGGGUAUUGUUGGAGCAAUGCAAAAAGUUCGAUGUGAAGUUGAUGGAUGAGCGAAUCGCUUUGCAUCAUCAAAUUAGCGACAAGGCAAUUGAGAACCUCAAAGCUGCGAUCGCGGAAGCCGUGAGAAUCACGAAAGAUUUGCCACCAGGUUAUGUCUCCCAAGUCCAGCCAGCUGGAUAUGGUAGCACUUCGAAGAUGAACGAGUAUAGCUAG